AUGAAUAAUUAUUCAGGGAAGAGAGUGUGGUUUCAUUGCAUUGUAUUUGUUAGUGUGCUGAUAAUUGCACAAAGUAUAACAACCAAGUACCAGACGUAUGAAGAGGAUGACCCCGGCACGGAAAUAGGUAAUUUGUCAGAAGAUUUGAAGAUCAACUUAUCAAACAGUUCCCAAACAAGUUUCCGUUUUAUGCACGAGGCAAAUUCAUGUGUUAUCCAGAUGCGGGAGAUGGAUGGACUUCUGACUGUCAGAGAGCGCAUUGACCGUGAGGCGCUGUGCCCCCUCUCACCUCGCUGCCUGAUCUCUUUUGAUGUUGUUGUUUUCACCAAUGAAAAGUUUCAGCUAGUUCACAUUGAGAUCGAGAUACUGGAUAUAAAUGACAACUCGCCACAAUUUCCCAGCAAUGAGAGGUACAUCGAGGUUUCUGAGAACACAGCGGUGGGAACACGGCUACCAUUGGACGUCGCUGCAGACCAAGAUGUGGGCCAGAACUACAUUCAGAGUUAUCAGAUUUCCUUUAACAGCCACUUUGGUAUAGAUGUACAAAGAGGUGAGGAUGGACUUAAAUUUGCUGAGCUUGUUCUGCUUGAAGAACUGGACAGAGAAAAGGAGGAUUCAUAUAUAAUUCAACUAUCAGCUACAGAUGGGGGAAAUCCUGCUAAAUCAGGGUCAAUGAAUGUAUACAUCAACGUGCUGGAUUAUAAUGACAACAGUCCAUCAUUUGAGAAGAGUUUAUUAAAGGUUGAACUGGCCGAAGAUGCACCUGUGGGGUUCCUUCUGCUGAAAGUGCAUGCUUUUGACCCUGAUGAUGGUGCUAAUGGUGAGGUGGUUUAUGGAUUUACUGAUGACUCCUCCACAGAUGCAAAACGAGUUUUCCAAAUAGACUCACAUUCUGGUGCUGUGACCUUAAAAGCUUUAGUUGAUUAUGAAACAAAAAAGUCAUAUGAAUUUAAAAUUCAAGCUAGGGACCUAGGCAUGAACUCGGUGCCAUCUACCUGUAAAAUCACAGUAGAAAUUUUUGAUGUUAAUGACAAUGCACCUGAAAUAAGCAUCAAACCAAUCACUUCAGUUAGUGAGGGAGUCGUUUACAUUACCGAGGCAGCAGCUAAAGACAGUUUUGUGGCUCUCAUCAGUACUUCGGACAGAGAUUCUGGCUCAAAUGGGCGUGUUACCAGCAGUCUGCAAGGACAUGAACAUUUCAGGCUGCACAAGGCAUAUGGAGACACCUUCAUGAUUGUCACAACGGCCACCUUAGACAGAGAGAGAAUUCCAGAGUACAACCUGACGGUAGUCGCCCAGGACUUGGGAUCCCCACCCUUCAAAACGAUAAAACUGUUCAGCAUCAGGGUGAGUGAUGAAAAUGACAACCCACCACUUUUUAGCAAGUCAGUCUAUGAAGUCUCAGUCAUGGAAAACAAUGUCCCUGGCUCAUAUAUUUCCACUGUGAUAGCCCGUGAUUGGGAUGUAGGAGACAAUGGCAAAGUGACAUACAAACUGCUAGACAGAAAAGUUGCUGGAGGAGUUCCAUUGUCUUCCUAUGUGUCUGUACACCCUGUUUCAGGCUCUUUGUUUGCUAUGAGGUCUUUUGAUUAUGAAGCACUGAAGCAAAUUGAAGCAGAGGUCAUAGCCAUCGACAGUGGUACCCCUAAACUGUCAAGUACAACUUUAAUUAGGGUGGAGGUAGUAGACCAAAAUGACAAUUCCCCAUAUAUUACUUAUCCAUAUUUAUUUAAUAACUCUGCAGAGGUAGCUGUACCUUACAAUGUACCUGCAGGUUACCCUGUCCUUAGAGUGAAGGCGCGAGAUGUAGAUGAGGGUGCCAAUGGGAAGCUCACCUUCAAGAUUGUGGAAGAUGUCCUGGAACUCUUCUCUAUCAACAAGGACACUGGGGACAUAGUCCUCAAGUAUGGUCUGACGUUCAUGAUUGGAGACACGGCGGAAAUCAAAAUUUUGGUGACCGACAACGGGAGAUCACCCCUCUCAAUCACUGCCUCCAUCCACUUCCUAGUGACGGAAAUGCAGCCUUCUGAAGAUCAGAUUGUGUUUGUAUCACAACCCACUGAUAUGGAAUAUUUGGACUUGGAUGUUUCGCUUGUGUUUAUUAUCAUACUCGCUGGGGGCUGUGUUCUGUUAAUGAUGGCGAUUAUGAUUGUUGGAUUUUCCUACUUAAAGAACCAGAGAAAUGGAGACAGUAAUUACAACAGAAAUAAGAAUGUUUUUUCAAACAAUCCCCUCCUGUCACUUCCUUCAAGUUAUUCAAACAUGCAUAGUGAGCCUGAAGUUUUUGUCAAGCAAAGACUUUCCUGCCCAGAUGAACCAGGCUUCAGUUUGAAUCAUUUGGAAUCCUCUUCUUCUCCACCAAAUGAUAAAAAUACUUUGCAACAAAGUGCCGCUGAAUACAGUGAUCAGCUCAGCGUGAAGGACAGUGGCAAGGGGGAUAGUGACUUCAACGACAGUGACUCUGACAUCAGCGGAGAUGGAUGCAGGAAAGCCUUACAUUUGAAUGUUCACGCUACCUGUUCGAUUCAGUCUCCUGACGCCCUUGCAGCGGAUUGGCCGGGCAAUUACUGUGUAAUCCCUGCUAUCGCACCAGUCUCCUAUGGGAGGGGCAAUACAUUACCCUCAGCCCUGGCGGCUGCCUGCAGGCUUCCUCAAACAAAUCCCACUUCCCGGAAGGACCCUGGCCACAGCACUCACAUGACCAGAGUGAGAGGCUUCCGGCAAUCCUUCACCAGGACUGAUGCAGUGCCCCCUCUGUCCUACCAGCAUGCAGAGAACACAGGACGUCAGCCCAGUGUGUGGUGUCCGGACAGCGAGUACAUAAACAUGCUGCGUGAAGUUGCAACCCCUUUUUAA
Messenger RNA from Paramormyrops kingsleyae, 2856 nucleotides. The record is from RefSeq and is a predicted model, not a curated record. NCBI's taxonomy places the organism in Eukaryota, Metazoa, Chordata, Actinopteri, Osteoglossiformes, Mormyridae.